CAAAUAUCAAUGGCGUCACCGCUGAAUUGAAUGAUCUAACCAACAUUUAUCUGCAACUAAGUGAUUUUUGAAUAGUAUUUUCUACAUAAAGUUCUUGAGUUUAAAAAUUUGUGUCACUGUGUCCUUACAGCGAAUUGGUGAAAGAGGGCUAUGAGAAGAUAUUUUAAAAGGACUGAAGGAAAUAUAUAGAAAAGGCAAGAAAGAUGCAGACAAUAAAGUGUGUUGUUGUCGGUGAUGGUGCUGUUGGUAAAACUUGUCUACUUAUCAGCUACACUACUAACAAGUUUCCAUCGGAAUAUGUACCAACAGUUUUUGACAAUUACGCUGUGACUGUCAUGAUUGGUGGAGAGCCAUAUACACUGGGUCUCUUUGAUACUGCUGGUCAGGAGGACUAUGAUAGACUGCGACCCCUCAGCUAUCCACAAACAGAUGUUUUCCUUGUAUGCUUUAGUGUUGUCAGUCCCAGUUCUUUUGAGAAUGUCAAGGAAAAGUGGGUUCCUGAAAUCACUCAUCACCAACAGAAAACACCAUUCCUGUUAGUAGGAACACAGAUAGACUUGCGUGAUGAUUCAGGGACUAUGGAGAAGCUAGCGAAAAUAAAGCAAAAACCAGUCUCUUUGGAACAGGGAGAAAAGCUUGCUAAAGAAUUGAAGGCUGUGAAGUAUGUUGAGUGCUCUGCAUUAACUCAGAAAGGACUGAAGAAUGUCUUUGAUGAAGCAAUCUUAGCUGCUCUGGAGCCUCCAGAACCUGUAAAGAGAAGGAAAUGUGUUGUUUUGUAAUAACACUUGUACUGGUAAUUGUGUUCGCUGAGACACAAUAAACUGUAAUAUUCAUUCAAUAUUUUGUAGAGCAACGAUCAGGCUUUCACUCUUGAAUAUUACAGUAUCUACUUGGCCAUCUUUUAUCACAACAAGGCUGCAUUUGUUGUUUAUUCAAAUAAUGCAUUUUAAUUCAUUUAACUAAAAAUACUUUAUUUAUGCUUGCUGUGUUUAUACAUAAAUACCAAUGAAAUAUUAAGUUUGUACGUAUUACAAAUAACAAUGGUAUAAUUAUGUUCCAUUAAUCUUGUUAUCGACAUACUAAGUGAAUCCAUUAUUAUUGUAUUCUCGCAGCCUGUUUGGGAGUAUAAUUAAUUUGUCUGAAGUACUGUGAAUAUAAAAGUUUGUAUAUUGUAAUCUUAUAUUAAAUUUAUUAUUUUUGUUUACAUAGGAAAAGAAAGUGUAUGUUUUAAUAUCUGAGGCGACUCUUAUUUGAGACAAGUCAUUGUGUCUACAUCGCUAUAACACUCGGCCUGUUUGACAUAAUGAGCAUAGUUGUUUACAAUCAGGAAACAUCUGUUUUGAGAACAAGUAACAAGAUCAGCUAAAUGUUCCUGGUGAAAACACCUGAUUGUAAGUGAAAUUCCGUUAGAUGCUAAGUCACAGUGGCCUAGUAAUUCACUGGGCCAUUCAAAUCGAAUUACAAUUAGUUCAUUCACACUACCGCUUUCGGCAACCAAUGUCAUUCCACAAACACGCGUUUUGCAAGAAAUUUCUUGCCUAACACAUCCAAUUUGUGGAAUCAAUUACCGGCUGCUGUUUUCCCAAACCGAUAUGACUUAGGGACCUUCAAGAAAAAAGCAUUCUGCCACCAUAAAGGCCUGGAAACAGAUCUCUUGACACCUGUUGUUGCGGAUAUCUAUGGGCGACUGUCUCACCACUCCCCAUCCCGUGAUCCUCUUGCCCGUAUGGCCUCUGCUUGGAGACUCAAAAAGGCAUAGCUGUGUAUCCAUAUAGCAGCCCCUCUACUUGUAUGAAUUUUCAAAUACCUGUGUGAACUUCAGGUAUGAUAUGGUACUGACAGGAAGCAUUAAUGUGGUGAUAUCUUUGAAUGUUUACCAAUAUAUAUUCAAAUGUAUUGAAUAACAAACCUACCCAAAAAGUCCCCUUUUAGGUGGUAAUCAGGUCAAGAUUCGAUUUGGUUAUCGGGUUUCUAAUUUUCCGAAUUCAUGCACUCAUGAAUUUUGGUCGUGCAUUGUGAGAGAAAUGUAUAACUUUUCAAAUCUGGCUAAAAGUGCAGGAGCUCAUUUGGGUCCUCACAGGCACCACCCACACAAUUGAUAGAUCUUUGCUGGCUGAUCAGCAAGCUAAGUUCACGGAUUUUCUUCCAGGCUGGAGAAUUUCUGUCUGCAUACCCAGAAUUAUUUUGCAAAGAAAGUGUUCCUUCAUACAGAACACAAACUUCUAAUUUUAAAUUUUGAUUUAAUUGUCAUAUACAAUCCAAUAUACAUUUUGAAACCAAUUUGGUUUUAAAAACAUUUUAUACUAUUAUUGGGAAUAGUGAUUUAAACAUUUUAUUAAGUUUUACAGACUGUAUGUAAUAUAGGAAAAGUAAUUUCCAUUUAUUAGUUGUGGUCGAGCUCUCCCUCUGUUACUUCACUUCACCUCAGGUGUAAAUGAUAUUGUUGACUAUAUGAGGCCAUGAGAGCCAUGGCUUUGAACAAUAUUAUAAAAAUAUAGUCAGGCUGCUAUGGUUUUCAUUGCCUGAUAUAUUAAUAAUGAAAAUUAUUGACAAUAACCCCCCUUUACAAUCUUAUCACAACUUUAUAGAUUAGUAAACAAUAUAGCUAUAUUAUAAAUAUAUUGAGAUACUGGUGUUUUCAUAGUUUUGUAAAAUCCCGCUAGAAACUAAGUUGCGAGUUUAUCAUCUCAACUAUAUACAAUCAUGUAAAUAUAAGAGCCAUAUUUAGAUAUAAUUGACAAACAAACAGGCUGUUGGUCUGCAAGGCUUAUCUUCAAAUACUACGUCAAUUUUGUAACUUCACAAGUAAUUUUAAAUUAUAAAUAUACCUAAAAUAAUGCCGACUGUAUAACUAACUUCAAAUAUAUUAAUAGUGUAUUAUAUUAAUUUUAUUAUUUUAUAAUAAUAUCUAUGUAGCCAACAAUUAGACUGAAAAGUAUUCAGAUGACAUAUUAUGUAAUGGUUAUUGUGUUGUCAUAUUUGUUAUUUAAGUUAUUUAUUAAUAUUGUUCAUAAAAUAUUAAUAGAAAUCAUUCAUCAAUUCAAUUGGCAAGCAAAAUCUAAAAUCAUUAAUACACACAAAAUAGUGACUAAGGAAUCUGAAAAUUUGCAUUAUUAAGUAUUGCACCUCAUAACUGAUUUUUAAUAUUAAAAUAUUCACCUAUAUUGUGAAAUUAUAUUAUAUAAAUGUGGCUUGUGCUUCAAGCCUUGAAACGCAGGUUUUGUCCUUUACGAGCCUCACUCAGAAUACUUACAAUAAGGGUAUUUGUGAAGUUGUUGAGUCAUCUUAUGAUGUCACUGAAGCAUCUGCAAACAUCUUAUGCCUUAAAGAAUAACAAAAAGAAAAACUAUCCAGUUACUAGUUGAUCGAAAAUUAACGACUAAACAUAGUCCGGAAUUAAAAGACCUACCAGUAACAAAGUGAGUGUUUGCUACAAAUAUUAUUAACAUUAAUCCCUCCUCCAAUGUACAACCUCUGAACUCGCAAGUGAAUUUUACUAAAAAGUAAUUAAUAAGGACGGCAUUUUAUUAACUAUAAUUAAAUAAUAUAUCUUUUGCAGUGUUAUUAUAAUAUAACAAGCGAAUUAUUUUCUAGUGUAUUUAUUUAGAUGUCAGUUUAAUAUUUGUAACUUUUGUAUUCUAAUUAUCUCUUUGAUACUUCCAGUAUCAGUAUCUAGACAUAGGUGUAUAUUGUAUUAAUAAAGUAUAUAAGACUC
Messenger RNA from Leptidea sinapis, 3715 nucleotides. RefSeq names its product cdc42 homolog (gene Cdc42). The transcript has 5 exons. Bases 204 to 779 code for a protein of 191 amino acids. Gene Ontology annotation, biological process: small GTPase-mediated signal transduction. Gene Ontology annotation, molecular function: GTP binding; GTPase activity. The record is from RefSeq and is a predicted model, not a curated record. NCBI's taxonomy places the organism in Eukaryota, Metazoa, Arthropoda, Insecta, Lepidoptera, Pieridae.